This is a messenger RNA of Onychostruthus taczanowskii (white-rumped snowfinch), 1192 nucleotides long. RefSeq names its product RAB7B, member RAS oncogene family (gene RAB7B). Gene Ontology annotation, molecular function: GTP binding; GTPase activity. NCBI's taxonomy places the organism in Eukaryota, Metazoa, Chordata, Aves, Passeriformes, Passeridae. The coding region runs from base 93 to 695 and encodes 200 amino acids. Gene Ontology annotation, cellular component: phagocytic vesicle; late endosome; lysosome. Gene Ontology annotation, biological process: phagosome-lysosome fusion; endosome to lysosome transport. The transcript is spliced from 6 exons. The record is from RefSeq and is a predicted model, not a curated record.
UCCUCCUCUCUCGCCUCUCCCCUCCCCGGGCCGGCUGCAGCGGAGCCGGGAGCCGCGGCUGCCCGGCAGGUGAGUGUCUGCAGGGCCUGUCCAUGGAUGCCAGCAAGAAGGUGGAUCUGAAAAUCAUCAUCAUCGGAGCUCUGGGCGUGGGCAAGACCUCCCUGCUGCACCAGUACGUGCACAAGACGUUCUACGAGGAUUACCGCACCACGCUGGGCGCCAGCAUCCUCACCAAGGUCCUCGCCGUGGACAGCACCCCCCUGAAGCUGCAGAUCUGGGACACAGGGGGACAGGAGCGAUUCCGGUCCAUGGUGUCGACCUUCUACAAAGGCUCAGACGGCUGCGUGCUGGCCUUCGACGUGACAGACAGGGAGUCCUUCGAGGCCCUGGACAACUGGAGAGAUGAUUUCCUGGAGAAGGUCAUUCCCAGGGAACAGGAUUUCCCCAUGGUGGUGCUGGGGAACAAGAUAGACCUCAGUGACCGGCAGGUGCCCAAGGAAACGGCCUCAGCCUGGUGCAAGGAGAAGGACAUCCCAUAUUUCGAGGUCAGUGCCAAGAACAACAUCAACGUGGCCGAGGCUUUCGAGACCCUCGCGAAGCAGGCGCUGAGCACGUAUAAAGGGAUUUUUGAGAGUUAUUUAACCGACUCCAUCAAGCUCACUCCCAACGACAAGCCCAAGCAGAGCUGCUGCUGACCCCGGGGCCGCUGCACCCCGCGAUGCCCACGGCUGAGCCCUGCCCGGGGUCCGUGCCCGCUGCCCGCAGGGACUGGCAGUGCCAGGGCACAGGACGGCCACUGCUGGACACACCAGGGCCGGCUGCCUGCCCACCCCGGGAUGUGCUGCUCUCCCGAGCCUCCCAAUCUGCUCAGUGUCACGGUGGUGGCCCUGUCCCCCCUCGAUCUGCGGCCGUGUGGCACCCGAGCGGGCGAUGUCCCUGCCGUGACGGUGCCAGGGGUGCGGGCAGGGCUCCCGGUGCCUCUCCAGAGACCUUGGCACCGCGGGUGACCCUUCCCCGUGCACAGCCUGGUGGCCCCGCGGCUCCCAGGGUGGCACGGGCUGCCCUGAGGGGACAGUUGGGGCUGGUGGCCUCGGCACAGGAGGUCACUAUUCCGUGCCUCAGUUUCCCCUCCUCUCAUGCAUAUCCCACAUCAAACACCUUCCCUCUCCCGCCUCACUGGGGAGGAUUCUCA